AUGAACACCUUCCAUGAAUGGGAAACUGAUGAUUUAGCUUCAGUCAGUGCUGAUAUUGAAACCAUACCUAUUGGACUUUUGCCAAAACAAACCAACUCCAGUUCUAGUUAUCUUUUUAAGGAGGAUGAGAAGAAGUACAUGGAGUGGUUGGACACAAAGGAGGAGGGAUCAGUGGUGUAUAUAUCAUUCGGGAGUCUGUCAGUGAUGAAGAAGGAGCAAAUGGAGGAGAUGGUGAAAGGGUUGAAGGAGAGCAAGAGGCCAUAUCUAUGGGUUGUGAGAAAGGAUAACAGAGAGAAGGAACUACUUGAGAUUGAAGGAGAAGAAGGAGAUGAUCAGGAUGGGAAUGGGAUGAUGGUGGAGUGGUGUUCACAAGUGAGAGUUUUGGCACACAAGGCGGUUGGAUGUUUUGUGACUCACUGUGGAUGGAACUCAACUUUGGAGAGCUUGGUGUGUGGCGUGCCGGUGGUGGGCAUGCCACAGUGGUCAGAUCAAGGAAUGAAUGCGAAGUUGGUGGAGAGUUUGUGGGGUUGUGGAGUGAGGAGUGAGUUUGAUGGUGAUUGUGUUGUUAAAGGAGAAGAGCUUGUGCGGUGUUUGGAGUUGGUGAUGGGGGAUGGAGAGAAGGGUGUUAAGAUUAGGACAAAGGCUAAGAUGUGGAAAGACAAGGCUUCGGAGGCUGUGAGUAAAUGUGGAUCAUCUGAUCUUAAUCUCAAAAAAUUUCUUCUAAAGUUUUCUGAAUGA
Dioscorea cayenensis subsp. rotundata (Guinea yam) is the source of this 738-nucleotide messenger RNA. Its product is annotated as cyanidin 3-O-rutinoside 5-O-glucosyltransferase-like. The transcript has a single exon. The record is from RefSeq and is a predicted model, not a curated record. Bases 1 to 738 code for a protein of 245 amino acids. Gene Ontology annotation, molecular function: UDP-glycosyltransferase activity. NCBI's taxonomy places the organism in Eukaryota, Viridiplantae, Streptophyta, Magnoliopsida, Dioscoreales, Dioscoreaceae.